Molecule: messenger RNA, 3720 nt
Organism: Pocillopora verrucosa
Lineage: Eukaryota; Metazoa; Cnidaria; Anthozoa; Scleractinia; Pocilloporidae
Product: prolactin-releasing peptide receptor-like
Biological process (GO): G protein-coupled receptor signaling pathway
Cellular component (GO): membrane
Molecular function (GO): G protein-coupled receptor activity
Source: RefSeq, a predicted model, not a curated record
UAAAAGUAAAUAUCGUGUCAAAACUGUUUUAAACCACUGGUGGUUUGGAAAAAGACGGCUGUUUUCUUUGAUGAAGAAUGCAAUAAGUCCGUUCUUUCGACUUUUUCUCAACACGGUACGUUGUAAUUUGGGUAAACAAACCGUGGAAGACCCCAUAGGGUGCCAAUAUUUCACCAUUUCGUCCAAAGAGACGACAACUAUUCAACAGUCGACGUAAGUUCUAGGUGUGGGAGAAAGGAAGCAUAUUUUCUUGUUGCUGACAUCAAGAAGUACACUCUUGAAAAUUACGAUGAACACUACAAUAAACUCUACAGAUACAGAGAACUCCUCUGACGGGCAGUCACCUGGCCCCAGCUCUCUACAUAAGACGAUCUUCACAGUACUGUAUUCGAUGACCAUAUUUGUGGCAGUGGUCGGAAAUCUUCUUCUGAUCUUCAUCAUCAAAAGAAGACACGAAACAAGAUCGCUGACUGGUUUCCUGUUUGUCAACAUGGCCGUCGCUGACCUUCUGGUGGCUCUGAUUGCUAUGCCUGUCUCCCUGCAUAUCCUGCACGGUGGUGGGGUAUGGGCAACGGGAAUGUUUGGAAAUGUCACGUGUUCGCUUACGUUUUUCACGUUUCAUGUCACACUCGGCGCAUCCAUUUUAAGUCUGUUGAUUAUGUCAGUGGAUCGUUACUUUGCAGUUGCCCGUCCUCUUCACCGUUUUGAGACGUUUCGAAAGGCUAGAGUCCUAACUGUGUUUAUUUGGUUGAGUGCAAUGAUUUUCUCCAUUCCAGCUGCUAUUAGUUGGAGGCUUGGUCAUUGGCCUCAAACUGAGGGUUUGCUUUGCGGUCCAAAACAUGAAGAGCUUGGCAAAUUUGGGACGAGGGGUUUCUACACUUACCUCGUUCUAAUUAUGUACCUGAUUCCACUUAUCAUAAUAAUUACCCUUUAUUCUCGGAUCUGCCUCACGCUUUGGCACCGAAGCAUGCCGGGUGAAGCUUCGUCCGAAAUUGAGAAACGUAACGAGAUUACGAAGCGAAGAGUUGUGCGCAUGCUCGUCAUAAUCACUGCUGUUUUCGCUCUUUGUUGGUUCCCGGCUCACUUUUAUCAUUUACUUAUUGCAUAUCGUCCUGACGUCGAUCGGAAACUUCCGUAUUACGUAAUGAUCCUUUGCUUCUGGUUGGGUCACGCAAACAGUGCGGUAAACCCAUGGCUGUACAUGAUGUUAAACGAGAAAUUCCGUAUCGCCCUCAGUGCUACUGUACGCGGAAGGGAUCCAAGAAUGCGAUCCGGCUCAAACAGAACCCAAUCCACCUCAAAGUACACUUCAAUCGAAGGCGGCAAUUCGUUCAAGACAAGACAGUCAAAUAGAGAAAAAUCCAAAGCAGAAACAUUCAUGUGAGACGAUACGCACUUAAUCCAACCUAAUGCUUAUCGGGCUUCUUCAUGUAAAACCGCCAUCAAAUGUCCUGCUGCCAUAGAAAGCGCGAUUUACAACAUUCAGUAAUUUAGAGUUCUGCGUGCGAUAGUGUCAGAAACGUUGGAGUGCGAUUGAUAGUAGAUGGUUGUCAUUGCCGUUUGACAAAUUUUUCAAUGUUCUCCCACGCAAAGAGAGUCAGCACGUGAGGGACGAAGAAGAUCUGGUGAUCCUUUGCCAAUAUUUCUAUGUCGAACCUCCUUACCUGAGAACAGACGCAAGAUUCUCAGACAAGAAUUAACUGACUUAGCUAUAGUUGCAACGAUCCCUCCAUCAUUUGUUACUCAACGGUGUUUGCUAGAAUUGAAAAUCCGUAGGGAGACACUGAUUGAGCCCUGGUGAGCCCAACCUUGACCAGCGCGUUUUUUUGUUUUUGUUUUUUUUUCGGUUUGGCGGCUCUUUUUUAUCGAAUUUUUUACCCCGUAACCCUUGUGGAUAUAGUAAGGUUUGGCGCCGAAAACACUUUGUUUUGUUUAUUGAUAGUUUUUGUUUUUUGUUUAUUAUAUUGUUGUUAUAAUCAUUAUUAUAGAAUGACUUAUCAAAAUCAUGAUGAUCAGCUUGAAAAGAGGGCCACCGUGCUCUAGCCAAUAGUGUUAUCCUAAUGCAAAAAAAUUUGUUUAGUUCUAAAACUGUUCUUAAUUGUAAGUGUGUUUCUUCCACGCCCCACAUUUAAGCUGCCAAAGAAAGGAGACCAAGGCCAGAAUUGCUUUCUGAGAGCAUUCAUUACAAGAUAUAAAAUAUGUAGAGCUCGAAAAAGCUCACGAUUUCAUUUUUUUUUCCUUUUUUGCACUACUUUUUGUCUUCAAGCGCCAAUAACUGAGAAAGAAAACCUUCCGAGGACAUAGAGGCAACCUCCCGAGAUCGACUUCGGUCCGCCUGAAAUUAUUGAGAUCAACCAUAUUGCUCCAAUCAUUUCUUUGUUAAAAAACAACUGGGGGCGCUCAAGACGAAGCGAAACGAAGCGAGUAUUAUGAGCAAGUCCUUCCCCGUGCGUUUCUUAUCCUUUAAAGUUACCACCAGACUGAAGGCAAGACUCGUUUCCUUUAGUAACCCCAGAAGAGUUAGGUCGAAAGAGGUUUUUUCAAAAACAUGCACAGAUCAUACAUUUCUCUGUUUGUUUACACACCAGAUAAUCCUCGAAUUCGGACGUGGUCACAAUAAUUUUUUACAAACCAAAAAGAGACCGCGCGGACACGCAAUUUUUUUCUUUUGUUAUGCGUCUAGCUAAAUCUCAACCAAUGAUAAAGUGUGAUACGAGCAUGGGAACGUAAUUCUGAGUAUAUGUAUAGUAACCAUAUUAUUAUUUGCCAUAUCUUCAAAUGAUUAAUUGAUAUCACUUUACAAAAAAGUGUAAUAAACGCUUUUAUUCAUGAUUUUAAUCAGUUUUCAAUCACGCCGUGACAUCAUACCACAAUACCACCGGCAUAAGUAACAUUGCGCGAUUGAGGGAGUCGCGCAAUGUUACUUAUGCCGGUGGUAUUGUGGAUCCUUGGUAUAAUGUCACGGCGUGAUUGAAAACUUCAAGAUCAUAUAUCAGUCUAAUUAAAUUACAGCUUGAUUCUCGUCUACGGUGUGACUUAUUCGAAAGUCUAUAGUUUUUCAUUUAAACAGCCACGGUGGACUGAAAGCACGGACCUUCACACUCACAUAUAAAAGCCCAACUGUUUGUGCAAGGCACUGUGUACCAUAGUGAAAAAGUGGUAUCCGGAUGCGUUGCUAAGACAACACAGUCUCUUUGUUCUUCAGUUAUCAAAUCUUGAGGAAAGCCAGGUGGAAAGUUAAGAAAUGGCGCUGGAUUUGUGUCUCCAUUCAGGCGAAAAACACCCUCCUCUUCUAAGUCCGUCACACCAAUGUAAUAUCUUUGCCCUUAGAGAAGAGAAAAGAUGAAUUGAUGAAAAGAUAUCUCGUGUUAGAUUUUGAUUCACACCACCUCAUUAGUGUUUUGAGGAAGGCCCCUGCUCUGAGCCACGAGAUAUACCUACUGCAUUAAAGGUAUUUCAUAAUAAAAUUUAGUUAUACGCAGAGCGAAUGUACGAGUAUAAAUAGUCUGUUAGUCGGAAGCUUGUUUUCCUUGAGUCCUCAUUGAAGCUAUUUUGGAAAUAAUUACCUCAAUUUUUUUUCUAUUUAUCCUUCUUUUUCAUUUAUCUGUUUUUGGAAACAUGUUCAAACAAGGGGAAUGAUGUUAAUUGCAACGAGCAAUCACAAAGAGAACCUACGGGAAAAUAGACUUCUGUUACCAUCCUUAAACUUCAAAAUUUAAA